Messenger RNA from Ectocarpus sp. CCAP 1310/34, 885 nucleotides. The record is from the annotation of a GenBank genome assembly. Lineage: Eukaryota; Phaeophyceae; Ectocarpales; Ectocarpaceae.
AUGUUCAACAAAACUCACCGUCUAGCGCUGCUGGUAUUCUUGUGUCCCUCGGCAGGGGCAGCCGGGCGGUUGAGCCCUCCUGCGCUAGAUUUGGUGGAGAAUGCGCUCUUGACAACUGCGAAGGACGACUUCGACGGCCACGCGGGGGCGUUCGAGGCCGCCGCAACUUGGAGCGGAGAGAGACUCCGUCACAGCCAAGACGAAGCGCGUGCGCCGCACUUGGCGUGUGCGCGGUACGGCAACGGACACGAGGCGUCCUCUCGGCUGAAGCAGUUCCUUUCGCCGGACGCAGUGCAGGUUGUGUCGCACUCGGAAGACCACGGAGCUUGUUUCUUUGCAUCAGCUUCCCAUGCUCAAGCGGCCGCGAUAGUGGAGGACCAAGAGCAAUUCGGGCUGGAAAACUUCUCGCCUUUUCCAUCGCCGUUGAAGCUCGCCCCGGGGCUGGUCGACCACAGCGAAAGCCACGACGAAGCGGAAGAGGAGGCAAGAACCAGCGGUCUGACCAGACUGCGUGCGAGACAUGGCGCGCGAAUGCGCAAGCCAAAUGUGGAAGGCCUGAGCGUUGAGCUCACGCCUGGCACUUUGGCCGCGCGAUCUUCGGAGGCCAAGUCUUUCAUCAACGGUAUGCUUGGAGAUCUAAUGUCAGCAUCGGUGGACCUCCACUCGACCAACUUCUGGUCUGAUCCAGGUAUGGAUGAUGCAGCGGAACACCUUUCUUCUCCUGCAGGAGCUGCACGAGCGAGAGAUUGGAAGCAAGCAGCCCGUGUUGUGCACGAGCUCAGCGAAGCAGCAGGCACCAGCCCAGGAGAUAUCUGCUCGUGGAACAGAAUUUUCGUGCACCACGCCGGAGACGAUUCGCUCCUGGUCUCAGGUGGGUGUUCGUAG